Spirodela intermedia is the source of this 2731-nucleotide messenger RNA. The record is from the annotation of a GenBank genome assembly. Lineage: Eukaryota; Viridiplantae; Streptophyta; Magnoliopsida; Alismatales; Araceae.
AUGGAGGGGAGCGGCGGCAACUGGAGGCCGGCGCAAUCGGACGGCUCCGGCAUAACCAUGGACGCGGCGGCCUCCGGGGACUGGAGGUCGCAGCUCCAGCCGGACGCCCGGUCACGGAUCGUCAACAAGAUGUUAGGCCUUCUGCUUUUUGCCUUCUCCUUCCGCCGUCUCGUUUUGGUGCCCUCGGCCGAUGGGUAUUCGUCGGUUUUUUCACGUUCCCGCUUAUCUCGGAUGGUAAACAAGUCGAUCUGUUAGUACCGUUGAGCUUUUUUCUCCGGGACGGUCGUGCGGGCAAUUCGGCCCGUCCGACGUCGCGUAGACGGGCAUCUGCAGAGUUGUUUUAUGUUGUGUUCGGGUUGUGUAAACUUCGUCGUGGUUUUCUUUCGAGCUAACUUAUUUUAAGGUUUGGAACUUUCUUUAAGGGGUACAAUGGGGCUGCCUUGGCUACUAAUUAUGGGUACUUUCUUGAUUCUCGCUGUGUUCAUGGAAAUUCCUAAAAUAUAGGGUUGCUGUUUUUAAUCACCGAACUGGCAACUUUGUAAGCUUUCAGAUUUGAACUCUAUUCGUGAUCCCAGAACGUCAAUAGACCUCUUCAUCCGAGGGUAAGAGAAUUUCGGCUGGGCCACUGGGGUGGGUAGGGGCGUGUAUUUUUUCUGGGUCUUAUCAGAAUAUCAUUGUCACUUUAGGCUUGGGUUCCUCGUCAGUCAAAAAUCACAACCGUAAGUAACGGUGAAUCUGUGUUUUGGAAGAGUAAUUUUAUCCCUCAGUAGAACGAUCUUAAGUUCUGUCGAGGAGUUCCUUGGAAGUGUGAUGGUGGUUUUGGUUUCGGUUGGGUGUUUUGCCAAUUCUUGAGGAAUGACUUUCUAUUCUGCCUUGAGACUGAUUUACAGAAACGAGAAAUAAUGUGGGCAUUGGAUUAUGGAUUUUUUUCACACAUCGAUUUUGAUAUAUAUAUAUAUAUAUAUUUAUUUGCUGCCAUUCAGUAAAAAUCAGUACUCUUCCUUUUCCCCGGAAUUUUCCGUAUCAAUCUUGUCUUGGUCAUGCUUUUCCAGCUGCUUUGCUUCUCUCUUUGCCUUGGUGUUACUCUCUGAUCUUGUGACCAUAAGAUCCCGUACUUGAUAUGUUCAGAAGGGGAUUACCUUAUGUGUAGAUGUUUUCUAUGCCCCUAGUUCGCUUAGUUUGUUUAACGUUGAUUGCUAUAGAUGUCACUUGAUCGAAAUUUGGACAUGAUGAUCGAUCAGAGACUAGAGAUCCAUAACUUAGUGCAUAAACUUGAGGUUGGCCAUUGUAGUCUACAUGUAUCUUGCCUUAGAUCCAUUUACAAACAACUUGGAUUAUCUAACCUUAGUCAGGCUAUUUAGAAACGUAGAAAACAGGUAUAGUCUGGAGCAUGGAUUAAUUGGGGAACAAUGAUGGAAUCGCCAUUAAAGUAUAGUCCACUUGAUCAUUUUGUGAUCAUCCCACUUUUGAGAGAGGUAUUUACAGAAAUCUAAGCUUUUUCAAGGUAGAGCAUUAAUGAACAUCAAGGUCGUAAACAGUCACAGCUUGAACCAUGAGUGAAUGGGUCCAAAUUCGGAAUGUUAAUACGGUUCUAUCAUUCUUAUUUUCUUGCUGAUUGGAGAUUGACAUGAUUCUGACAUUCUGUGGGGCGCAUGAUUUCGCUCAAUUCUCAGUCCACCUUUCAGAUAUGGUGCAAGAUCUUGUAUAACUUUACUUUAGUAAUUUACUCAAUUUUACAUCUUGAUCUUUUGUUUCCUGUUUUUUCCAUGAUCAACAUUCUGAUUGGUGAAAUUAUCGGGUCUUCUUUCUCUGAUGCAGAAUGGAUACUCUACAAAGACACAUACCAGUGUAUGGGCCAGACAAUUUAGGAGAAUUGAGGAAAAUUGCCAUGCGAUUUGAGGAGAAAAUUUUUACUGCAUCCUCAAACCAGGUUCCUUCUUGGACAUUUUACGAUAUUUUGUGUAAUUCAUGUUGUGGAAUCUCCUUUAUUCAUUAAGAAAGGUAUCUUAGAUGUCCGUUUCAUGAAAUCGUUUUCUUUUGUUGGAAAAGUCAGGCCUGGGAACUAAAGCGAAUGUGAUUACUAUGGUGAUAUUAGCACGUGGCAUCUUGUUUGUAUAUUUUUCCUGCUUUCGGGCAUAAUGAUCCUUGAUCACAUGGGGGAUUAUUUCUUGUCCAAUUUUCAUUGAUAAUAAAACCUCAAACUCCCAUUUACGUCAAAUAAGUCUGCCCAAUCUUUGAGACAUUUUAGGCCCACAUGGGUAGCACAAUUAGUGUGGCUGUUGAAGGAUCAUAUUUCUUUUGAUAAUCAUUAGAAUAUUUUCAGGAGGAUGAUGUGGGCUAUUUCAUGCCUAAUACUGCAUGGAGCAUAGGGAUUCAGUUGACCUGCCACUUUCUCUCAGUGAUAAGAGGACGAUUUCGUUAGUGGCCUGGGUCUGUAUGGACCAGUCGUUUUCUAAGAGUUAUAUAAGACUUGAACCUUACAGAGCUUGUCGUCCUUCUAUUCAAUAUGUGAUAAUUAGUCUUUUCUGGGAAACUUUUUAUUUAACCCAAUCUGAGAUUUAUUCCUUGAAUUGGCUUUUUCUAUUUGUUUCCUGUACAGACGGAUUAUCUCAGGAAGAUAUCACUAAAAAUGCUUCCAAUGGAAUCAAAGACCCAAAACCCAGGCGGUACCAAUCAAAUGGCAUCAAAUCCCUCAAACCAGAAUACUCCAGAAGGUAUGAAAAUGAACUAA